AUGGCUGAAAUUACACUUUCACUCGUACCAAAAAGCCCAAGACAAGAAGCCAGCGCUUCUGCUCAUAUUCUCUGCGGUUUUCUGCUCAUGGCAAUGGCACAGCUCGCUUCGUCCGCGCCUACUAGUGGUACAAGUUCCAAUUCUUCGACUUCUACCUCGAGUCAUAAGACAGAGAUCCAGACGUUGCUCGGGCAAUUUGACGCCCAGAUUAAUACGAUGAUGGACUAUCCCGCGAAAGACACGAUUAAUGCCUUGACGAUGCUGGCAGAGCGCGCUGAGUUUGCGUCAGAGAUUGUUAGCUUUCUCGAGACCAAGAUCCAUCGGGUGGCGCCAAAUUGCAAAUUACCCAUUUUCUACCUCACAGACUCGAUCUUGAAGAAUUUACGAGGACCAUACAUUCCACUCUUUGCUGCAAGGAUUGUUCCUCUUUAUUGCAAUUGUGUGCGUCAGGUCUCGGAAAAGGAUCUCAAACGUUUUAUACAUGUCCUUAAUACGUGGGAAUCGACGCAAUUGUUUAGUCAAGAUGCUAUUAUACAAAUGCGAAUUGCUGCAAAUCACGCAAUGCAGUUGACUGGAUCUGGAAGUACAAUACCCCAAGUGGCGACUAUAAGCUCUAGUGUGAAACUGGCACAACAACAACAAGAUAUGGAGCUACGUUCUUUACUUUCAAAGCUUCAGAAUGAUAUGGGCAUUCAUCCGACUGAACACAUGAGCUUAGAAGAAGUGCGAACAAAGAAUCCGAGCUAUUAUAAACAAUUGCUCGAAUUCCAUGCAGCUUCGAAGAAUAAUUCAUCAAGAGAACUUAUGGCUGGGAAUUUACAGCGAGAAAGACCGGGAAUACAACGGCCUUCGAUUAUUCAAGACUUUCGACGUCCGUCGCCACCACGUGACGCACGUGCUAGCCGACAACCACAGACUGUGCCGUCCCAAGCUUUGCACUUACAAAGAUCACGACCAGGUGACGCUCAAGAUGAUGCUACCAAGUCUGCAAAUGUAGCGCAUUUAAUGCAAUUGUUAAAGCGAAAACAGCGUACACCGUCACCUCCACAACCAGUUCAAGAGAUUACAAAUGAUCCACCGCGUGCACCAGAUGCUGCUGCUGUCAUGUCGAUCUUGCAAAAGUUAAAAGGAAUGUCUAGCGGAAACGCGCCGUCGAGACCACCUGAAAAUCAUUUAGAGUCUGACCAGUCACUAUCGAUGAAGCAGACUCCAUUGCGUAAUGAUCAUGCGUCUCGAAUGUGGUUUAGUGACAAGAUUGUGGCACACAAAGAUCGGGUCGAAUCAAAUGUUCAGAAAUUAUAUGCUGCAUUGCCUCUUGUAUGCCGUGAAAGUGGUUUACGCUUUCGUGAACAGGCUCAAUUGAACGCUCAUCUCGACUUUUUAUUCCAGUAUAAUCGUGCUCGCAAAGAGCGUGGCAAAGGUGGCGUGUCGAGGUCCUGGUAUCCUGACGAAAACCAGUGGGUUGCUGAUUUCUCCGGCGAGGUGGCACCUCGCGAAUGCACAAGUAGCAGUUUCUUUGAUAGAAACGCAAAGGAAAACGAGAAUACGAGUGAACAAGCUUUGUGGGAGAAUGCCCGAGUCCCAGUGGACGAAUCGAUCACUCGGUGCCGGAUCUGUGGUGAGAAUUUCUCAAGAAGUUGGGAUGAAGAAGAGGAAGAUUGGAUGUAUACAAACGCAGUUACUGGAACGAUAUAUGGCACUGGGAUCAAUGGAGAUGAGCAACAAGAGACUAUUUUUCACAAAUACUGCUAUGACACGGUGAUGUCGAAUACAAAGCAGAUUACAUCCGCACAUCUUAUUCCUGCUGAAAGGGAUGUGGAUGAAAAGCGAAGUGUGAGCGAUGAUGAUAGUAGAAAUGAUCAUCACAGCGGCGUGAAACGAACGCUUCAAGAGGAUGACAGUGAUAGUGAUGCUGAUGAUGUGAAGCGAGUGAAAAUUAGCUCAGCAUGA
Molecule: messenger RNA, 1950 nt
Organism: Plasmopara halstedii
Lineage: Eukaryota; Oomycota; Peronosporomycetes; Peronosporales; Peronosporaceae
Product: mRNA cleavage and polyadenylation factor I/II complex, subunit Pcf11
Exons: 4
Coding region: 1-1950 (649 amino acids)
Biological process (GO): termination of RNA polymerase II transcription
Cellular component (GO): mRNA cleavage factor complex; cytoplasm
Molecular function (GO): mRNA binding; RNA polymerase II complex binding
Source: RefSeq, a predicted model, not a curated record